AUGUGGCGUUUAACGCUCACCGCCUUCACCAUAUGUGUUUGGUUCGUUGGUGCGCUAGGGAAUGAUGUCGUUUCAUCGUCAUUGGUAAAUACGAACGUUGAUAGGAAUGUGGACUUGCAGUCGCAACUUGUUAAAAUUAGCACCAAAAUUACGGCUGAAAAUAAGGGUUCAUCACCAGUAAAGCACUAUCACAUUGCGCUGACUGGCGAAGAAAAGCACCACUUGGCCUUUGUUGGCGCAGGCAUCGCCACUGACAAAGACAGUGAUCUAACGAUCUCGGAAGUUUCUGUGCCUGCCCAAAAGGGAUUCCACCACUACCGCAUCGAGCUGCCGGCUCCCUUAGCGCCUGGCAAGUCAGUGAAGCUGGUGGUCGAAACUACUUUCAGUCACCUGGUCACUCCCCACCCAACGCACAUCACCCAGGCCGAACGUCAGCUUGCACUCUAUCAGGGAAACCAUUACUUCCUGACCCCCUAUGUCACGGAGACGCAAGUGACUCGAGUGAGCCUGCCUACCCCAAAGCUCGAGUCGUUCUCAAAGCUCAAGCCAGUGACACACUCCGAUAAUCUGGUCACCUAUGGGCCCUAUGAGCAAGUCAAGCCUUACACUGAAGACAAGUUGACCGUGCAUUAUGAGAACAACAACCCGUUCCUCACAGUCACAAACCUCGAAAGGGCUAUCGAAGUCUCGCACUGGGGUGUCAUCUCUGUCGAGGAAGUGAUCGACCUGCGUCACACUGGGGCUGUCCUCAAGGGCUCUUUCUCUCGCUACGAGUACCAGCGGGACCAGAAUGGUGUUUCUUCAGUCAAAUCAUUCAAGACUGUCCUGCCAGCUUCGGCCAUGGACGUCUACUACAGGGAUGAAAUUGGAAACAUUUCGACAAGUCACAUGAGAGUCCUGCAUGACUCUGUGGAGUUGGAUGUGCGCCCAAGAUUCCCGCUGUUCGGUGGCUGGAAGACUCACUACAUUCUUGGCUACUACGUCCCCACUUACGAGUAUCUUUACAAUGCGGGUGACCAAUACGUCUUGCAGAUGCGGUUUGUGGACCACAUCUUCGAUGACAGCGUUGUAGACAAGGCAAAUGUCAAGAUCAUCCUUCCAGAGGGUGCCACGGACAUCAAGCUUCGUGUACCGUACCAGGUGAAGCGUCUGAAUGACCAACGUCACUACACAUACUUGGACACCAUCGGGCGUCCGGUGAUCGUCCUUGAAAAGACUAACCUUGUUGAGCAGCACAUCCAGGACUUCCAGGUUCACUACAAGUUCAAGAAGCUGCUUAUGCUCCAGGAGCCCCUUCUUGUGGUUGUGGUUCUCUACUUGCUGUUCCUCCUCGUGGUCAUCUAUGUCAGGCUGGAUUUCACCAUCAGCAAGGACCCGGUUCACGAGAGCAAGCUGCAAGUGAGCGGCCUGCUGGAGAAGGCAGCUGCUACUCAAGAUCGCCGAGCUGACUUGUAUGCUCAGCACGACGCAGCUUUGGCUAAGUACAAGGCAAGCAAGGAUGCCUCUGGGUUCCAGGCAUCGCUGAAGAAGAUAAACGCAGAGCACAAGACCCUCACACAGACCCUGGCUGAUUGCCUCACCAGGCUGAAGCAGGAGAGCAUUGAGGCUGCUGAACCGGUGAGCGAGCUGCAGCGUCUGGACAAGCUGCUCAGGGAACAGUUCCAGCAACACGUGGCCCAGCUGGAGAAGUUCAUGGGUGGCAAGAUGAGCAAGCAGCAGUACCUGGACAUCGAAGCCAGCAUUCAGAAGAAGAAAGAAGACCUGGCCGAGAAGAUGCACACCAUCACUGCCUCACUCUAGUCGCCCUCCCCCCUUCCUGCCUAUAGCAGUUUCAUCACUCUCCUGCUGUCUAAUGUGUCAGCCAGACAACCCUGCCAUCCACAUUAUGCCUCAAUAUAAUCGUUCUUUAAGCCGUACCAGUAGGUAAUUGUAAUGAAUUAGUUAGGGCAAGCAGCUAGCAUCUCAGCUUAGGAGAUUACAAGCCCCUAUUGCAGUAAAAGUUCCACAGGAUACCUAACUACAGGGUUGAAUAAAUGAGAGAGAGUGGUUUUGUAACACCAGGUCACGUUGCAUUACAUCUCUUGCUUGUGUAGCAAAGGUAUGAAAUGUAGUCUUAGAUUUAGCUAAAGCACGGUAGAGGUUUUUCUCUGUACAUAGCAGUGCAUAUAAACAGGCAACUGGAUAGAUGAAUUUUGACAUGUCUGCAUGCUUGUGUGUAAACCAGUACUGGAAAACAUGAGAGGCAGAGUUGUCUUGGCUGACGCUUCAGGCACAUUUCAAGUUCAGUGCCCAAUAAGUGCAAAAUAAGGGAGCUGAUGACUGCCCGGUGUGUUACAAAACUUGUUUGUGUAUGGGUGUGUGCCUUUGUGCAACAUGUUGGUUUUGUUUUGGGUAAGCUUAGAUGGCAUCACUCAUUAUGUGUUCUAAGCCAUUGUCAUUCCAAAGUUGAAUAAAAGGUUCUUUUUUUCUUA
Dermacentor albipictus is the source of this 2471-nucleotide messenger RNA. Its product is annotated as dolichyl-diphosphooligosaccharide--protein glycosyltransferase subunit 1. NCBI's taxonomy places the organism in Eukaryota, Metazoa, Arthropoda, Arachnida, Ixodida, Ixodidae. The record is from RefSeq and is a predicted model, not a curated record. Gene Ontology annotation, cellular component: oligosaccharyltransferase complex; membrane.